AUGGAGCUUUUUGGCUAUUAUUAUAAUCCAAGUACUGAUAAUCAUGAUGUAAAAUCAUUUAAUACUCCAUUUAAAGUGAUUUGCAAUAGUGCCGAAACAAAGGAUUUGAUUGAAGAAUUUGUAACAGUUAUUGACAAUAAGGCAGAUGAGUUCGCAGAAAAAGAUUCUGGAUGGAUCUUACUUAAUUUUGUUCAUUUGGAAAUUAACAUCAAUAAAUUCAAUCCUUUGAGAGCAUCAUCAUUUAUUGAACUACCUCCUGAAAUAGUACGACGUCAAGCUGUAGUUAACAUAAGAAAUAACGAUGACUACUGCUUUGCUUGGUGUAUCAUGGCAGCUCUUCAUACUCCAACAGGUAUUGAUUUUGUUACAUCAUCAUACCCACAUUAUUCAACGGUUUUGAACACUGCAGGUAUUGAUUUUCCAAUAACAUUAAAAGACAUUAAAAAAUUUGAAAAUCAAAACAAUAUUUCUAUUAAUGUAUAUGGUUUAGAAAAAUAUUAUAAUAAAAUUUCUAAUAAUGAAGAAUAUGAAAUAAUUGGUCCUCUACAUUUCACAAAUGCUAAAAAAAAUAUUCAUGUUAAUUUAUUAUUGAUAAACGAUGAUGAUGGAAAUCUUCAUUAUUGCUACAUUUCCGAUCUUUCUAAAUUAAUUUCUAAACAACUUAGUAAACACAAUGGUAGAAAAUAUUUAUGUGAAGGAUGUUUGCAAUAUUUUGAUACAGAACAAAAAUUACAAUACCAUAAUAGUUAUGAUUGUGAUCAUGUUAAAAUUAAUUUGCCUUCUAAAGAACUAGUUAAAGAUAAAUAUGGAAAUGUAGCAUAUGAAAAUAUAUUAAAAUUUAUAAAUUAUCAAAAACAAAUGGAAGUUCCUUUUGUGAUUUAUGCAGACUUUGAAUGUAUUUUAAAACCGUUAAAUAAUAAUGAAAAAGUAGAAGAUCCAAAUAGUUCAUAUACUGUAAAAAAAUUUGAACAUAUUCCAUACUCUUUUGCGUAUUAUGUCAAAUGUUCAUUUGAUGAUGCAUAUUCUAAGUUUGAAAAAUAUAGAGGUUUGGAUAGUGAAAAAGUUUUUAUAAAUUCUCUAGAACAAGAUGCGUUAAAUUUAUAUCAAACAUUUUUAAAGACUCCUAAGAAAAUGAAUACUCUAACAGAAUUAGAACAAACUACACAUAACAAUGCUAAAAACUGUCAUAUUUGUGAUAAACCACUUUUAGGGGAUAAAGUUGCCGAUCAUUGUCACAUUACGGGCAACUAUAGAGGACCAGCUCACUCUUUGUGUAAUAUCAACUAUAAAAUUCCUAAUUUUAUUCCAGUUAUAAUGCACAACUUACGUAAUUACGACAGCCACCUAUUUUUAAAGAAUUUGUGUUUAAAUAAAGAACAAAUAUCAGUAAUUCCACAAAAUAAAGAAAAAUAUAUUUCCUUUGAAAAAAAUUUUCAUGUAGACAAUUAUUUUGAUAGACAUACAAGAAAUUAA
Messenger RNA from Sitophilus oryzae (rice weevil), 1473 nucleotides. RefSeq lists its product as uncharacterized. Lineage: Eukaryota; Metazoa; Arthropoda; Insecta; Coleoptera; Curculionidae. The record is from RefSeq and is a predicted model, not a curated record. The transcript has 2 exons. Bases 1 to 1473 code for a protein of 490 amino acids.